Messenger RNA from Hyaena hyaena (striped hyena), 2892 nucleotides. RefSeq names its product cyclin I (gene CCNI). The record is from RefSeq and is a predicted model, not a curated record. Gene Ontology annotation, molecular function: cyclin-dependent protein serine/threonine kinase regulator activity. Gene Ontology annotation, cellular component: nucleus; cytoplasm; cyclin-dependent protein kinase holoenzyme complex. The transcript is spliced from 7 exons. NCBI's taxonomy places the organism in Eukaryota, Metazoa, Chordata, Mammalia, Carnivora, Hyaenidae. Bases 643 to 1782 code for a protein of 379 amino acids. Gene Ontology annotation, biological process: mitotic cell cycle phase transition; regulation of cyclin-dependent protein serine/threonine kinase activity.
GGCCUCCUCUUAUGCUAGAAGUUCCAUUGCCCGUCAUUUGGGCAAGGGUUGAGCAUUGGGUAGCUGAGUAGUGGAAGGUAUCCUUGGGCAGGUAGAAUGGACUCAGACUGAAGGCCUUAGAAUGUCAAGCUCAAGUAUUUAGCUUUUUUAUUCUGUUAGUGGAGAGCACCUCAGCGUUUGAGGAGAAGGGUAUGAUGUUAAUAACUAACACUUGUUGACAGGCAUUGUUCAGAGCUGUUUGCAACUCACUGAAUCCUCCCAAGGACUCGUAGGGAGGCAGGUAGUUGAGGAGCCUUAUUUUAAAGAAGAGGAAGACCCAGGGUCCACGGGGUUAAGGAAUUUUACUUCGUAGGUGACACAGCUAGAGCCCGGUGGCCAGAAUUCAAACCGGAACAAGCUGACUAUGCUAUAUAGUCUCUUUCCUGAAAGAUGAAUUUGUUGAAAACAUUAACGCUAGUAUUAUACGCUUCUACUUCUUCCACAUCGUUUGUCAUAGAUGAAAUAGAAGGUGGUGGGCGGAAGAUGAAGACGGAAUGAACAGGGCUUAGAUUUGCUAAUUUGGAACCAGAAGGAUGAGAGAUUCUGAACUUCUAGUGUGGGUAGCUACAUCAAGCUGGGAGGCAGGCAGAUCCAAAGGAUAUCAUGAAGUUUCCAGGGCCUUUGGAGAACCAGAGAUUGUCUUUCCUGUUGGAAAAGGCAAUCUCUAGGGAAGCCCAGAUGUGGAAAGUGAAUGUGCCGAAAAUGCCUACCAAUCAGAAUGUUUCUCCGUCCCAGAGGGAUGAAGUGAUUCAGUGGCUGGCCAAACUCAAGUACCAAUUCAACCUUUACCCAGAAACAUUUGCUUUGGCUAGCAGUCUUUUGGACAGGUUUUUAGCUACUGUAAAGGCCCACCCAAAAUACUUGAGUUGUAUUGCAAUCAGCUGUUUUUUCCUAGCUGCCAAGACUGUUGAGGAGGAUGAGAGAAUUCCAGUACUGAAGGUGUUGGCAAGAGACAGUUUCUGUGGAUGUUCUUCAUCUGAAAUUCUGAGGAUGGAGAGAAUUAUUCUGGAUAAAUUGAAUUGGGAUCUUCACACAGCUACACCAUUGGAUUUUCUUCACAUUUUCCACGCCAUUGCAGUGUCAGCUAGGCCUCAGUUACUUUUCAGUUUGCCCAAACUGAGCCCAUCUCAACAUUUGGCAGUCCUUACCAAGCAACUCCUUCACUGUAUGGCCUGCAACCAACUUCUGCAAUUCAAAGGAUCUAUGCUUGCUCUGGCCAUGAUUAGUUUGGAAAUGGAGAAACUCAUUCCUGAUUGGCUUCCUCUUACAAUUGAACUGCUUCAGAAAGCACAGAUGGCUAGCUCCCAGCUGAUCCACUGUCGGGAGCUUGUGGCACAUCACCUCUCUUCUCUGCAGUCUUCCCUGCCUCUGAAUUCCGUUUAUGUCUACCGUCCCCUCAAGCACACCCUGGUGACCUGUGACAAAGGAGUGUUCAGAUUACAUCCCUCCUCUGUCCCAGGCCCAGAUUUAGAUUUCUCCAAGGACAACAGCAAACCAGAAGUGCCAGUCAGAGGUGCAGCAGCCUUCUACCAUCAUCUCCCCGCUGCCAGUGGGUGCAAGCAUACCUCUGCUAAACGCAAAGUAGAGGAAAUGGAAGUGGAUGACUUCUAUGAUGGAAUCAAACGGCUCUAUAAUGAAGAUAAUGUCUCAGAAAAUGUGGGUUCUGUAUGUGGCACUGACCUAUCAAGGCAAGAGGGACAUGCUUCUCCUUGUCCACCUUUGCAGCCAGUUUCUGUCAUGUAGCUUCAAGUGUUACCUUCAAUUGCAAACCAAGGUAGACUACUCUGGGACAGGAACAUGGAAAACCAGGAAAGGUUCUAUAAAGGUAUAUACCUUAUCAGGCCAAUUUGAAGUGAGCCAGAAAAAAAAACCAGUUUACUUGUGUGGCAGAUUAAAUGCUUAAAUAAUGUUGAUUAUAAAGACCAAAAAUUAGAAAAUUCAAAAAAGAUCAAUUUUUUAAGUUAAAUUUUUGUAGUGUUUGUCAGUUCCAUCCUUUUCUCUACUAAAAUGGAAUGGAGAUUGACCCCGUGUCAGAAAUUCAGUGUUUUAAGUUCCAAAAUUCACCACACACUCUGUCACCAGCAUCCUGAUUUAAUUUUCCUCAUUUUUGCUUGCUUGUUUAUUGAAUACUUAAUGAACUUUAUGCAUGUUGAUCUGUAGCCUGACUUCCACCGGUUAGGAAAUCCUCAAAAUUAUUUUUUAGCAAUUUAGUAAGUAAAUUAUUUCAGUGUGACAGCCAUGUUUGAUCCAUGAUUCAAAUUAAUCCAAAAAGGGUACUUUAAAAUUGCCCCAUAUGAAUGAGGUGGUAAUAGAAAAAGGACUGACAUUACCACAUUGAUUUUGUGUUUCUCAUUUCAAUUCCUGCAGUUUGGAAACAAAAUUAUCAUUUUUAUUUUUGUUUCUCAAAUUGAAGCUUAAAAGUGGCAUGUAAUUAAGAUAUGCUUAGAUUUGUUGAAAGCAUUUUUGACAUUUGUAUAAAAGAAUUUGUGAUAAAGUUAAUGUACCCAGGUGCUCACCAAAGAAACGUGUAACAACUAAGUUUUUUGUUUGUUUUUUUUUUUUUUUGGUAACUGAUCUGUUUUCAUUCAUUUGUAAUCAGUAGGAGAGACUGUCUAGAUGUUGGGGCAGCUCUAUGAUUUGGGUCUGUAACAUGUGAUAACUGAAUUCAGUACCCUAGAUUUAUGUUCAGCUAUUAGGAUUUUCUUGAUGAAAGUUAUUCACCCUCCCUGUAUUUCUCUUAAUGUCUUCUGGAUUCACAGCUCCCUGUGCAGUCUGAAGAAGGUACUGCGGUCAAAACCAUGUGCUGAUGAUAAAAGCCUCUGGUAGCAAUAAAAGUUGUCCUUCACCUUUGUA